Messenger RNA from Ananas comosus (pineapple), 2769 nucleotides. RefSeq names its product conserved oligomeric Golgi complex subunit 5. The transcript is spliced from 3 exons. Lineage: Eukaryota; Viridiplantae; Streptophyta; Magnoliopsida; Poales; Bromeliaceae. The record is from RefSeq and is a predicted model, not a curated record. Gene Ontology annotation, biological process: intra-Golgi vesicle-mediated transport. Gene Ontology annotation, cellular component: COG complex. Bases 125 to 2398 code for a protein of 757 amino acids.
AAUUAAUAAAAGCCCGAAGAGCUCCAGAAGCGAAAAGGGAAGGAGGAAGUCUUCGAAUCGAAGAAGGGUCGGGGCAGUGCAGUGCAGGGAGCGACGAGAUCUGCCUGCCAGUCACCAAGCAGCCAUGGCGUCGCCCCGGAUCCUGCCGUCUUCCUCCCCUCUGAAGAAGCUCCCGACCUUCAGAGACGGGGGCGGGGGCGGGAGCGGGGAGCCUGCCACCAGCGCGGCGCCGAGUUCGUCUCCGCUGGACUCGUUCGCGUCGGACCCGGUGUUCUCGGCGUUCCUGUCCCCGGAGUUCGACUCGUCGCGGUUCUCGUCGCAGGCGCUGUCGUCCGGGUCGGCGGCGUCGCGCGCGGAGUCCCUGCACGAGGCCAUCCGGGUGCUGCAGCGGCACCUGCGGUCGGAGGUGCUGUCCCCCCGCCUGCUCCGCCUCUCCGCCCGCCUCCGCCUCCGCGACUCCGACGCCCGCCUCGACCUCGCCCGCGCCGCCGAGAUCCACCGCGAGAUCCGCCAGAUCUACGACGAGCGCGGCCUCGCCGGCAUCUCCGCCGUCGAGGACGAGAUGCGCUGGCUCGCCGACGCCGAGGCCGCCCUCCGCGCCGACGCCGCCGCCGCCGUCGAGCGCGGCAUGGACGCCUCCAACCAGAACGACGUCUGGGGCGGCCUCCAGGUCUUCUACAACCUCGGCGAGCUCCGCCCCGCCGUCGACGCCCUCGUCGCCAAGUACAGGGCCGCCGGGGCCAAGAGCGUCGCCGCCGCCCUCGACAUGAAGGCCAUCUCCGCCUCCUCCGGGUUCGGCGGGCCCGGCGGGGUGCAGCGGAGCGGCACGCCGCAGAUCGGAGCGGGGAAGAGGGCCGCGGAGGCGCUGUGGGAGCGGAUGAAGCAGUGCGCGGACGAGCUGCAUCGGGUCGUGACGGCGGUGUGGCAAUUGCAAACCGUGCUUACCAAGAAGAAGGUGCCCUUUACGCAGGUCUUGUUCCUCCAGGAAGUGUGGCAGGAGGGGGAGCCUCUAUUGACAGAGCGAGUAUGGGAAGCUCUUGUGAAAGCUUUUGCAAGCCAGAUGAAGUCCGCUUGCACUGCUUCAAGCUUCGUCAAGGAAAUAUUUACUAUUGGGUACCCAAGGCUGUUCUCGAUGGUAGAGAACCUGCUAGAAAGAAUUUCACGAGAUACUGAUGUGAAGGGUGUUCUUCCAGCUCUCAAUCAAGAAGGAAAAGAUCAAAUGAUGGCUGCCAUUGAGACUUUCCAGACGGCCUUUUUAGCUCUCUGCCUAAGCCGCCUCUCCGACUAUGUUAAUAGUAUAUUUCCAGUAUCCAGCCGUGGAAGCAUACCCUCGAAGGACCAGAUCUCGAGAAUCAUAUCACGCAUCCAAGAAGAGAUCGAAGUUGUUAGGACCCAUGGACACCUGUUACUUCUUGUUUUGCGUGAGAUUAAAAAGGUUUUGCUCCUGCUGGCUGAGAGAGCUGAAUACCAGAUAUCCACCGGCCCUGAAGCCCGCCAAGUAACAGGCCCGGCAACUGUGGCCCAACUCAAGAACUUCACUCUCUGCCAACACCUCCAAGAGCUCCACGCUCGCAUCUCGACCAUCGCCUCAAGCCUCCCCCCUGCUGCAUCCGACGCUCUCUCCCAACCACUCGCUGCCAUCUACAGCGUCGCCUGUGAACCUGUCACCUCCCUCUUCCAGUCCAUGCUCGACCGCCUCGAAUCAUGCAUCCUCCAAAUCCACGACUACGACUUUGAUGGGGCCCAUGACAACAACAAUAAUGCAUCCCCUUACAUGGAGGAGCUUCAGAAAUCCGCACUCCACUUCCGCUCCGAGUUCCUCUCAAAGCUGCUUCCUCCUCCUUCCUCAUCCUCUGUUGUUCGGUCUGAGUCCCUGUGCACUCAACUUGCCCGCAGAAUGGCUUCACGGGUUCUCAUAUUCUUCAUAAGGCACGCUGCCCUCAUACGGCCUCUUUCAGAAUCAGGCAAGUUGCGGAUGGCAAGGGACAUGGCUGAGCUCGAGCUUGCCGUGGGCCAGAACCUCUUCCCAGUGGAGCAGCUCGGUCCCCCCUACAGGGCCCUCCGUGCAUUCCGGCCCCUCAUCUUCUUGGAGACGUCUCAGAUCGGAGGAUCACCACUCCUUCAAGAUUUGCCGCCAAGUGUAAUACUCCACCACCUCUACUCUCGCGGGCCUGAUGAGUUGCAGUCCCCCUUGCAGAGGAACAAGCUCACACCACUUCAGUACUCAUUGUGGCUUGAUUCGCAAGGGGAGGAUCAGGUGUGGAAAGGAAUAAAGGCGACGCUAGAUGACUAUGAGAUGAAAGUUAGGGCUCGAGGAGAUAAGGAGUUCACUCCGGUAUAUCCUCUCAUGCUUCAGAUUGGAUCGUCGUUGGUCCAGACUACUGCUUCUCAGCACUGAUCCAGUUGCUUGUUUUAUAUGAUAAAUACCCGCCGUUUUUUCUUGUUAUUCUUUUUUUUUUUUUCUUUUUUUGGCCAUAAAAUUGACCAUGCGAGUUGAUUGUUUACAUGAAUGAGAUACUACAGAGAUGCCUUUUCACCUACACGAGCGCUUGCAGGGUCCCAUGGUUUUGUUUAUCAUGUAUGUUUCGUAUAGAUCAAAUUCUUCUGGAGAGUUCUUUAGCAGUAUAGUUCUCCAGAUUAUAUUGAAGGACGUGAUGCAUCAAACCUUUUUAGUUAUCCAUUGUACUAGAAGAACUUAGCAUUUUUAUCUUCAGCUUUAAGGGCAUGUAACAUCAUAAAUUCUUUUAUGUCUCUUAUUUUUUUCUGAAA